GGGACACGCACGCCUCAGCAUCUCUCCCUCCUCCUCAAACACACUCUCGCCAUGGACCACUUCCCGACCCACUGGGGCCGCCCUCGCAAUGAGCUCGAUGACCAGUACAACACCUUCCCGCUUCACCAACGACCAGCCAACCACACCGAUACAUUCGCGAAUGGGGUCCAGCGUACACAACAACCGAUCGUGACCGGAACGAGCGUGCUCGCCAUCCAGUACAAAGACGGCAUUAUGAUGGCUGCAGACAACCUCGCAUCCUACGGCUCCCUCGCACGCUUCAAGGACAUCACCCGUCUGCACGCCGUCGGCACCUCCACCGUCAUCGGCGCGUCCGGCGACAUGUCCGACUUCCAGCACAUCCAGCGCGUCCUCGACGACAUCGUCACGGACGAGUUCACCGCCGGCGACGGCAACUCGCUCGGGCCCGCCGAGAUCCACGAGUUCCUCGCCCGCAGGAUGUACGCGCGCCGCUCGAAGAUGAACCCCCUCUGGAACUCGCUCCUGGUUGGUGGCUUCCAGAACGGCAAGCGGUUCCUCGCGUUUGUCGACCUUCUGGGGACGACGUACUCGGCGCCUUCACUGGCGACUGGGUACGGCGCGCACAUCGCCCUGCCCCUCCUCCGCCAGUCCAUCGACCCGAACCCGGACGCAGUCACGGAGGAGGCAGCACGCGAGAUCCUCAGGAACUGCAUGCGCGUCUUGUACUACCGUGAUGCGCGAAGUUUGGACAAGUACCAAAUUGCUACAGUCACGGAAGCCGGUGUCACGAUAUCUGAUACCCAGAAGCUUGACACGACCUGGGACUUUGCGGAGAAUAUUCGUGGAUACGGCGCACAGACACAAUGAAUGCACAUACGGUGACGGUCCGUGUGCUACUUACAUAUCGGUCAUUUGUGUAUCAUCAGUAAUGACAGUCAUCGACGUCUGACAAUUGAGUCGCGAGUUGAGUCUAUCAACUCGGAUGUCGACGUCCAAUAACAUGCCAAGAUGUAAAGUAGUAGUACUACUACAGACUAAGUAAACUGCGUCUUGGUUGGUCUUCGAUGCGUGCAUACCGACCUUUU
This is a messenger RNA of Rhodofomes roseus, 1067 nucleotides long. Its product is annotated as proteasome endopeptidase complex beta subunit. Bases 52 to 849 code for a protein of 265 amino acids. The transcript is spliced from 6 exons. Lineage: Eukaryota; Fungi; Basidiomycota; Agaricomycetes; Polyporales; Fomitopsidaceae. Gene Ontology annotation, cellular component: proteasome core complex. The record is from RefSeq and is a predicted model, not a curated record.